Symbiodinium pilosum is the source of this 1299-nucleotide messenger RNA. NCBI's taxonomy places the organism in Eukaryota, Dinophyceae, Suessiales, Symbiodiniaceae. The record is from the annotation of a GenBank genome assembly.
AUGGCCCCGGGUCCGCCCAAAGCGCUGAAGUCGCUGAAUGCAGCCAUCGAUUUGGUUUGGAAGGAUCCUGCCCGCAAGGAUUACGCGCUGAAGGCUGUAGCAGUGCACGGCCGAGCCUUGCAGUUCUUGUCCUUGGACUUGAGGGCAGACAAAGAGGUCGUCUUGAAAGCUCUGAAGAACGACGGCUGGGCCCUUCAGUGGGCCUCCGAGGAGCUUCGGAAAGACAAAGAUGUGAUCUUCAAGGCCAUGAAGAGGGAGGUGCGCUCCCUUCAAUUUGUGCCGGAGGAGCUACUCGCAGACCGGGACUUCUGCCUCGAGGCUAUCUCAAAGAAUGGGCUGGCUUACGAGUUCGUGGACCCGGAGAUCAAAGCUGACCGGGAUGUCGCCCGUGCUGCUGUCAGCCAGGAUGGGCUGGCCCUGGAGUUUGUUUCCGAUGAGUUUCAGUCGGAUCAUGACUUGGUUCUCAGUGCCGUGCAGAACUGUGGCAUGGCACUUCGAUUUGCUGCACCGGACCUUCGGGGGAACAAGGGCUUGGUCCUGGCUGCGGCGAAGCAAGACAGCUCGGCGAUAAAGUUCGCCUCGCAGGAAAUGCAGCAGGAGCGCGACGUGUGGUUGCAGGCCUGCCCAAGCCGACAAGCUCACUGGCUGAGCCGAGAGGAGGUCUUGCAGGAAGUGGACAAAGAGGGCUCCUUGGUCCAGCUCGCCAACCAGCGCUUGGUCAGCGAGCCGGAGGUGAUGUUCAAGGCGGCUGCCCAGAACCACUCUGCAGCGGAGCAUGGCACCGAACUCCUCGCAAAUGCGGAAUUCCUGCUGCGUCUUGUGAAGCAGGAUGCGCGCGUCCUCAUGCAUGCUGCGGAUGAGAUUCGAGCUGACCGCGAGGUAGCUCUUCAGGCCGCGGAAAUCGAUGGCAACGUGCUCGAGUUCUUUACGCAGGAGCUUUGUGAGGACAAGGAGGUGGUCCUCGCAGCAGUGCGGCGAACGGGCACGGCCCUGGCGUUUGCUUCCCCGGAGCUGCGCGCUGACCGCGAGGUAGUGCUGGCUGCCAUGGGCCAGAGCCGGACGGCCCUCCUGUUUGCUGCGGAGGAGCUGCGCAAAGACAAGGCCAUGUGGCUUUACAAUGGAGAGGAGCCCCCGGUCUUCGACCCGCCGCCAGAGGAUGUUGAGGAAGACCAGGCUGUCGGUGCAGAGCCUGCAGACUCCGCAGAGCCAGCAGGCUCUGCAGAACCUGCGGCAUCUGCGGAUGCUGCCGAAGGCCCUGAUGCGAAGCUUGCGGUGUCUCCGGAAGUUCCAGCUUCCUGA